UUUUUUUACCCGUCUAAAACGUCUCUACUUCACCCAUCAUUCCGGCUCAAGUCCCCUCCUUCAUCAGUCUUGCACGUCCUCAUUUUUGGAUUUCCGGUUCCCUUCUUGGAACCAGAAGGGAAGACUCUUUGCCUUUUCCAUCUGCUGUCCCGGGUCUACCACUCUUCUGCCUAGCCCCCAGCUCCUCUGCAGAAAUGCUGAGUGCCCGAGACAAGCCUCCGGAGGACGGAGGAGCUGGGGGGCUUCGGGGCUUCGCCAUCGACAAGAGCUUUCUCACCAACCCCAAAGGCAUCCUUCUGGAAGUUGAGCUGGAUGGUUCUGCCUUACAGGCUCUGACAUUCAUCAUGGCCAUGUGCUUUGCAGCCUCCAUCUCAGCCUACAUGGCAGCCCCCCUGCUUGAGUUCCUCAUCACUUUGGCCUUCAUCAUCCUCUAUGCUACCCAGUACUACCAGCGUUUUCAGCGCCUCAACUGGCCCUGUUUGGACUUCCUUCGAUGUAUCAGUGCUAUUGUUAUCCUCCUAGUUGUGUCUUUUGCUGCAGUUGCCUCCCGAGAGGGACCUGCCAUCGCUGCUUUUGUUUUUGGUGUUAUCGUUGUUUUUGUCUUUGUCUAUGAUGCAUUCAAGACCUACCAGACAGAGAUGGCGCCCAGAACCACUGAGGGGGACCAGUAGUGAGAGAAUCUCAGAAGUUCUGGUUUCUAGCAUGAAUCCUGUAGUUCCUAAAAGCCUCAGAAACCUGUUGGAUCUCCAGAGGCCCAACCAGCCUGAGGAGGAAUGAGCAGGGGGACAACACUUCUGCUCCUUGAGGUUCCCCCAAGGCCAGGAAGCACACAGAAUCUUGAAUGUGUAUUCAUCCAGCUUUCCAGCAACAAGACCCAGGUUGCCACUGGUUCAAAGUAGCAGACUAAUGCUGUAGAUUGAGGGGGGAAGGGAAGGAAGAGAAGAAGGGGUUGGAUCUGGUUAAGCCCUAAG
Gracilinanus agilis (Agile Gracile Mouse Opossum) is the source of this 971-nucleotide messenger RNA. RefSeq names its product CKLF like MARVEL transmembrane domain containing 5 (gene CMTM5). Bases 195 to 671 code for a protein of 158 amino acids. Lineage: Eukaryota; Metazoa; Chordata; Mammalia; Didelphimorphia; Didelphidae. Gene Ontology annotation, cellular component: membrane. The transcript is spliced from 6 exons. The record is from RefSeq and is a predicted model, not a curated record.